Messenger RNA from Racocetra fulgida, 124 nucleotides. NCBI's taxonomy places the organism in Eukaryota, Fungi, Glomeromycota, Glomeromycetes, Diversisporales, Gigasporaceae. The record is from the annotation of a GenBank genome assembly.
AUGAAUCUUGAAAGUAUGAAUCCUGAGAAUAUGAAUCUUGAGAGUAUGGGUUCUGAGAAUACAAACCUUGAGGAUAUGGGUCUUAAGAAUACAAAUUUUAAAAAUAUAAAUCCUAAGAAUACAA